AAAUUUAAAAAAACUUUCCCCAUCUCUCCGCUGGGGGCGGGGCUCACCUGCCCCGUGCGCACACCUGCAACCCGGAAGUGCUGUGACGUCAGCCGCGUUGAAGGCAUGGCUCAGGAAUUCAUCGCAAGAAAAUCCUGCUCGACCUGAUCGACGAUCAUCUCACAUUUAUCCAGCCCACGUCCCCAGAGAGUCGUCACACCGCCGGGUCCCUCUCACACACACACACAGACAGACACAGACACACUCCGGGCCGAGCAGGUGGUUGUUGUGAGUCCCUCUUACUUUCUCUCUAAGUGGGAAGUUAAGUUUGAAUUGGAAGAUGUCCGCGCAGAGUAUUUUACCCGACGAGGCGGUGUUCGCUGACUUCAGGCUGCAGUGCCUCUCCACCGACAGCUGCUGGCUGAAGAAGUACGACAACAACAGCGACAUGCAGGUGUGGGUGGAACAUCCCCCGUCAAAGAAAGGAAACAACGUCCCCAGAAACCACAGGAUCAAGUGCAAGAUGACCAUCAGGGACGUGUCCGCCGCCGCCAUGUACGACGUCCUCCACGACGGCGCGUACCGCAAGAAGUGGGACCCCACGAUGCUGGAGAGCCGCGACAUCGCCCGGCUCUCUGCUAACGCUGAUGUGGGCUACUUCGCAUGGCUUUGUCCAAACCCGAUAAAGAACCGAGAUGUGGUGACGCUGCGUUCGUGGCAGGUGAAGGAUGAAGAGUACAUGAUCGUUAACUUCUCAGUCAAACACCCGAAAUACCCACCGUGCAGAGACCUCGUCAGGGCCAUUUCCAUCCUCACUGGCUAUUACAUCAAGCCCAUAGGACCCAACUGCUGUGUCUUCGUAUACCUUUCACAAGCCGACCCCAAAGGUUCUCUUCCAAAGUGGGUGGUGAACAAAGCAUCUCAAGUCAUGGCUCCGCGGGUGAUGAAGUGUUUGCACAAGGCGGGAAAGAACUACCCCGAGUGGAAGCAGCAGAACUCCCCCGACCAGAAGCCCUGGCUGUACCCGGAGCAGAACACGCUGCCCAUGAUGGACCCCGCCGAGCUGUCGAUACAGCGAGCCGACUCGCUGGAGAACGUGGACGAGAGCUCCAAGGUGGAUGCGCAGGACAGCGAGGACAGUAGUUGAAUUGAAGUGAAGGAAGGAGGGAGCGGAGGAUGGACUGAUUAUCCUCGUGAAAACAAAAAGACUUGAGACCUCCUACUGUGUGACUUCGCCCUAAUCCUCCAGUUUUCCACAUCCGAGUGCCUUUUGGGAUGAGCAUGAAGUACAAAGUGUUUACAGCGGUCUUAACAGUAGGAAGUGAGGACAGAUCAAGUUGCCAUUCACCUCGUUCUAUGUUGAACUAAGCUAAACAUGUCUCCAGUGUUCGCCACUGGUGUGAUGUCCUUACAGUCGGUGUUACAGGUGGUGGGGUUUGAAUGUUGGCCUGGUGGAAGCUUUACAUUUACAGUGGCGACUCUGCCUGGCCGUGCAGUCGCAUCUACAUAACAUGUGCACGAACACGUUUUAAAAUGAUAGGAAAUGAGUAACCUUUAAUGAGGGACUAAAAAGAAGUAAGAUGAAGUACUGUCAUCGGUGAAAGUGAAGUGAAAUACCUAAAUUUCGAACGCCACAAUUGCUUGUCAAAACAUAGACUAUUUACCCAACCUUUUUAUUCUUAGUCAACUAAAUUGUCGUAUCCUGAACUGAGCACACAUAAUAGUCACUUUUAUUUAGUUAAAUCACAUUAUUAUUGUUGGUUACAGUUUUAAACCGGCUUCAUGAUAAUGAGAUUACAUGAAACAUCCUGUUUGUGCAGCAGCUCAGAGUAUCGGCCGUGAAACUGAAGAACAAUUUUUUGGGGGGGUGCCUAAUCCAAAACAAAACAAAAAACCUCGCUGUCAUUACGUUUGCCACCGAUUUUGUUUUUUAAAUGUGAAUUUUAUUGUUAAACACGUACUUAAUUUUAUUUAGUCAUGAUAAGUAACUAAGAGUAGUUCUGCUCCAUCCUUAUGUAAUACAGGAGGGCUGUGUGAAGGUUCAUUGUGACGUGCAAUUAUAGAGUAUUUAUUGUAAUUCCUAUAUAAAUUAUAUAGACUUGGCAUUGACAUUUAAGGAUUAGAUCAGCAGUUGAUCUGUGAGAAUGACAAAUGGAGUUGGGUUGUAUUAACACAUAAAAUGUUAAGAAGUUUGCAUUUUUGUCAGCUAAAUACCACUUUGCCUGAAGGCCCUUGAUUUUUGUUUUAUAUAUUUAUUUGAAGUUACUCUAAUCUUAGAUGAAGCCAUGUUGGAGAAACGACGCUGGAGUGUCGUCCCGCAGGCUGAGAUUGUUUAGUAUUUGCUUCUUAAGAUAUAUGUUAUAAACAACAUUUCAUGGUCUUGA
Molecule: messenger RNA, 2363 nt
Organism: Hippoglossus stenolepis (Pacific halibut)
Lineage: Eukaryota; Metazoa; Chordata; Actinopteri; Pleuronectiformes; Pleuronectidae
Gene: stard14
Product: START domain containing 14
Exons: 6
Coding region: 320-1126 (268 amino acids)
Molecular function (GO): lipid binding
Source: RefSeq, a predicted model, not a curated record